This is a messenger RNA of Pelobates cultripes (western spadefoot toad), 1086 nucleotides long. NCBI's taxonomy places the organism in Eukaryota, Metazoa, Chordata, Amphibia, Anura, Pelobatidae. The record is from the annotation of a GenBank genome assembly.
AUGUUCUGGACUCCAAAGCCCCAUAGACAGGACACCACGCAGCUACUACCCACAACGCAACACAUACUGCACCACUGGGACGCUUCUAGGCACCACCUAGUCCAUUACCUCCCUGUGCCUCUAGCUACCCCGCUAGAAGUCCUGGCCACCCUAAUACCAACAUGGGACAAAAAACCAUGGCAACAAGGGGGGAUAACUGAAGUGGGACAGCUGUAUGAGGGAGGUAAACUCCGCCCAUUCCCAGACAUUCAGAGGGAAUACAAUCUUUCCUCCAGACUGAUUUUCCCUUACUUGCAGAUCAAAUCAUGCCUAUCUCAGAACAAACCCAGCGCCAAUAACGCCCGAGAGCACCUAUCUGAAUUUGAACUUCUGUGCACGCACAGAAAACCGCUAAAAAAACUAAUAUCCAUAAACUACAGCCUACUACUACAGAAGGCAGAUACACCCAAUGAUACACAUAUACAAUCCUGGCAUUCGGAACUAGGUAGAUCCAUAACAAAGGACAAAUGGGACAAGGCCUACUCCUCACAUAGGGGAAUAACUUCCUGUGCUACCCAUCUGGAGUUACAGCGCAAACUGCUGUACCGAUGGUACCUAGUUCCAGCCAGAAUCCACCACAUGUGGCCGCAAUCCACAGACAAAUGUUGGAGGUGCGGACACCAAAGGGGUACCAUGACACACGUUUGGUGGACAUGUGAAAAUAUCAAACCCUUCUGGCACGAAGUCCAAAAUGUCAUAUCAAACAUUGUACGUACUCAGGUGACCCUCACCCUAGAACUUUGCAUUUUAUUCAUCCCCCCAGAUGGGACUGCCAAGGCCACGUGGACUGCCAUGUAUCACGUAUUAAUAUCAGCGGCGACACUUAUCGCAAGGUUUUGGAAACAGGUAGCAAUCCCAUCCAGGGGACUCCAUAUACAGCAGGUGUCACUCAACUGGGUCUAUGAAACAGCAUUUGCGAACCAAUUUGGAACUAAAAAACACUUGAAACAAGCUCAUGUCAUGUGGAUGGAGUUCCUGUCCAACCACACAACACAAGCAGCACCUAAAGAGUGUCUACCCACGCCCACACAAGACGACACCCCAUGA